Messenger RNA from Sycon ciliatum, 2341 nucleotides. RefSeq lists its product as uncharacterized. NCBI's taxonomy places the organism in Eukaryota, Metazoa, Porifera, Calcarea, Leucosolenida, Sycettidae. The transcript is spliced from 4 exons. The coding region runs from base 1420 to 2055 and encodes 211 amino acids. The record is from RefSeq and is a predicted model, not a curated record.
ACUGACAGUGACUAUCCUAAUUUGGUGAAUUGCUGGGCAAGGGGAAGCGGUCCGAGAAAAGGCCCCAUUUCUGGUAAACAACUCGCCCAGGGCUGCUGAAAGCUGAAAAUAACCUACCGGUAUCUCCAAGAUUGGGGCUUUUUGCGUGUGGUUCUUCACUUCGCUACUAAAUUAUUCGCAGCAGUGCCAAAUAAAUUGUAUGGGUCUCAAAAACUGACAGUGAACAUUCUGAUGAAGAGGUUGGUUCGACUUUGGCGAUAGUAGGGGAAGAGUGUGUUGCUCCCUGCAUGGGAGCUCGCGGUUUUCCUACCGACUUGAAUUCUCACUUGACUGGCUCACGACUGCCAUCCAGCCCAGGCACACGAGAAGUCCAUCGAACCGUCCACUCGGCAAACCUGCAAGAAAGCACCACUCCCUGCUCAAUACACAGUGUUUCGGGGAAUUCACCCCUCAUCAGUUGAGCUUGAGUAGGCUGAGGAAGAUUGUGGCUGAAGAGCACCACCUAUAAAUAUAGUGCUCUCCAGGCACAAACAUCACCAGGGAUACAAACUUACAGAGACGCUCCGUUUCCAGCGCAACAAACACCUCGUGAACACCAGAUAGCAGCGUGAGUCAGUGUCGCUCAUGGAGGUGCUGAACAAGCGAUGAGGACCGUUGGCCAUUCACAACGUUGUUGCCUCCAAACCAUCUAAUUCGCAAGCCCGCGCUGGGGACAACAAUGUGAAGAAGAGGUUGGUGCGACUUCGGCGAUAGUAGGGGAAGAGUGUCACUGUGUGUUGCUCACGGUUUUCCUGCCGACUUGAAUUCUCACUUGACUGACGCACGACUGCCAUCCAGAGCACACGAGAAGUCCAUCGAACCAUUCACUCGGCAAACCUGCAAGAAAGCACCACUCCCUGCUCAAUGCACAGUGUUUCGGGGGAUUCACACCUCAUCAGUUGAGCUUGAGUAGGCUGAGGAAGAUUGCGGCUGAAGAGCACCACUUAUAAUUAUAGUGCUCUCGAGGCACAAACAUCACCAGGGAUACAAACUUACAGAGACGCUCCGUUUCCAGCGCGAUAUUCUGAUGUUGUUGAAUAGCUGGGGAAAGGUCAGUGGACUGAGAAAACAGCCACAUUUCUCUAUGUGCAUUGUGCUAGCGCUCUUUGCAACUAGCCGUGUUCUUCGCUCCGUAGCCCCGCUGCAGUGCGAUUGGGUUUGUCCCGACUCCCCGUGUACGUGUGGGUGACAACGGUGUCGCCUAGGUAUUAGUUGUCGUGCGACAGUCAGUCGUAUCGAUUUUUUCACUUUUCUUCUUGUCCUGAAUGAGAAAGGAGCUGAGUUUGGAUUUUGUGCAGUUUAGGAUAAUAACGGUUAGUCUAGUAUUUCUGAUGUGUGCCGUUCAGGCGGAAGAGGAGCUUUGAUGUUGGCUACGGUGCCAUGCUUUCUCCUGUUUAUAGUGGUCUGCGUAUUCGUCGUAGUCUUGCUAUCCUGGGGAACGGAGCUAGUUUCACUAGAGUCUGCUGGCACUGGGCCGCCUGGCCUGCUGGUGGUGUCGACCAGUCGCAUGGAGCAUUAUUUGAUCCGCCUGGAGCGCAGGCGAGAUUUCCUGCCUCGAGGAACUUCUUGUCCAACUAUGAGUGGUCUCAGGAAGCUGCUUCAUUCGCCCUGGCGAGUCAGGAUGGCUCGGCAAGACCCCAUUGCUCAAUGAGAGACUGUUUGGACCUCUCGCGGUGUCAUGGACGUCCAUGCACGUCCAUCCACGUCUUGUUCAACUCGUUCUGUGUUUUCUACACUUCCCGACCGGAGGAAGCGUGUAUAUUUAUUCCGUCCCUGGACACUAUCGACCGCGACAAGAGGAAUGAUGACUUUGUCGAGUCCGUUUCUCAGCUCCUGAAUGCUCUGCCGCUGUGGAAUGUUGGAAAGAACCACGUCUUGUUUCACUUGUUUGCCGGAAAGGUGCAAACACUUCACACUCAAGCAUGCAUUGAAGGUGCAUCAUCAAGAUGUGCAGUAUACGCUACGUUUCAUCAUCUUAAGGACACAAAUGACUACUUUCAGACCAGCCUGCAAUAAGAGGCAGAGGCAGAUUUAGAGGAAAAUUUACAGGAAGAAUUAGAGGCAUGUCGUACUGUCUACAAUCUUCCCUUGUCCCGUGCUGCACUGUUCGUGGAUACUGAUCACACUCUGACCACACUCCAGUAAGGUAAAGAUCUAUGUGUAGCACUCCGUGUUGUGUUGGUGUUGAGUUUUCACUGCUGCACUCGGCCAUGUCCUAGGCUGGAACUAGAUAGCUAAAAUGCAAUGGACUAUUCUUACCAAGCGGUUCCAAUCUCGCUGUGAUUUUUCCUGUGAAAUUGCC